AUGACCGUUAAGAUAGAAAGAAAAUCAGAUUUCUGUGAUACUGGUCUGGUAGAUGAUCUCGCCCGGGAACAUAUUAUAAUCACCGGAGGGUGUUGGAGCGACGGGAUGAUAGAUCGCGCAGCUUGUCUUAGUGAGAAAUGUUCUGAAGAGGCUGUUUUAGUCAAGACUAGUAAACAGGAACACACGUCACUUCCGCGAGAUUCCACUGUGCAACUCGCCUGGCAGACAAGGGCGGUUUCCACGACGCAGCAGAAUAUGGCUAGCCCUGUGGAAGUGAAGAGGAUCAAUCCCAGAUCUGAGGUUAUUGCACACUGCUACCUGAAUGUGCGGGAAGUCAUGUAUGCGAUUGAAAUUAGUGCACGGAAGCAAAGUGCCCAAGGGCACUUCCGGAAUGCUGGCAUCACACUCGAUGAGUAUGACAUGGAAAUCGCCGCCAGGUUGCAGUUUCAAUAUCUGUCCCAGAUUCGUCGACCCAUCCGCUUUUACAUUUACUUCGUCCAAAUCACGAAGGAUAUCCUCUAUAUAGCUUCCUGUACCGCUGAACUUGAAAUUAAACACAAUCACACGGUGGACAGCAAGAAGUCGUUGGGAAGGUGGUUGAUGGUACGAUUAGGACUCAAGGGCAACAUUCUGACAACAGGUAACGUAAUUCCCAGGAACGAAUUACAUCAAUGCCGAAAUCUCCUAGCCACCGAUGCCCUUGAAAAUCCUCUCCUUCUGAACCAGGUGUAG
Aspergillus steynii IBT 23096 is the source of this 732-nucleotide messenger RNA. RefSeq lists its product as uncharacterized. Lineage: Eukaryota; Fungi; Ascomycota; Eurotiomycetes; Eurotiales; Aspergillaceae. The transcript is spliced from 6 exons. The record is from RefSeq and is a predicted model, not a curated record. The coding region runs from base 1 to 732 and encodes 243 amino acids.